UGCCGUCUUCAUAUGCCAUCUUCAGAGCUGGCUUCGCCAAUUGCCUCGUCCUCUGUGUUUAGUUAUAAGUGUCGCACCGCCAUACGUGUUUGCCCCUCAAACCAGGUAUUAGGAUAUCCGCCAUGGCCGCGAUUUGGGGGAAUGCCGGGCAGCCAGGCCAAUUUCCUCUGGAGCAAUGGUUUUACGAAAUGCCACCUUGUACGAGAUGGUGGACAACUGCGACAGUAGCAACAUCGGUUCUCGUACAAUGCCACAUCUUGACGCCUUUCCAGCUCUUCUAUAGCUUCCGAGCUGUGUUCGUGAAAUCACAGUACUGGCGCCUUAUUUCGAAUUUCCUUUACUUCGGGCCACUAAAUCUGGACCUCUUAUUCCACGUCUUUUUUCAGCAGCGGUACUCCCGCCUUCUCGAAGAGUCAUCAGGCCAUUCAUCAGCGAACUUCUCAUGGAUGCUUCUAUACGCUACCAUCGCCCUCCUUACUCUGUCCCCCUUCCUCUCUGUCCCAUUUUUGGGACCCGCACUCUCCUCAAGUUUAGUCUACAUCUGGGGACGUCGAAAUCCAGACACAAGGUUGAGUUUCUUUGGUGUCCUUGUUUUCACUGCGCCAUAUCUUCCGUGGGUGUUGAUGGCGUUCAGUCUUAUUGUGCACGGUACUAUCCCUAAGGACGAGAUAUGUGGCGUCAUAGUAGGCCAUAUUUGGUACUUCUUCUCGGAUGUUUAUCCUCCUCUUCACGGCGGACAUAGGCCGCUAGAUCCACCGGCGUGGUGGAGACGAUUGUUCGAAGGCAGAAUGGGUACAGAUAGGAGGCAAGAGGAUCGAGGGACCCAUGCCAGAAAUCUCAACAAUGAAUUUGCAGCAGCCGCAGCACCGGAGGUCGGAUAGUGUCGCCCUGAGACGAUAUUAACCUUCCAAGUACCCUGCAACAACUAGUUGUUCACCCCAACGCCUUGUACGCGUUUGACUUUUGUCUGAAAUUUUCGCCUUCAUCUCGACCAUUUCGUCUAUGAAAGUAAGAGCUGCGUGGUCAAAAGGAAGUUUGGCAUGGGGUCCUUUGUUUUUGAAGCAACGAGAAUCUUUCUAAAAAGCGAUUUCGAUAUCAUACAAUGGCGUUACCACCCUGGUUUUGUAUCAGCACGAUUCCCACCUCGGCGAUGGCGUUAUCCCGGGAGUCUGGCUUAUAUUUGCAUCCCUCUUGACUUUGGUCAUGCUCAACAUCUUGCUAUCAAUAGAGAGAGUACCGUAUCGUCUAUUUUUGUUUCUUUCUUAUUUUUGUUUCUAUUAUGGAGUACAGGGAAGUAAUCGUGCACUAAAUCAUUGCUUUAGCGCUACGGAAUGUGAAUUCUCCAGGUUUUGGGCUUCGUCCUGGAAAAUCUGCUUUAUAUAUAUUGCUUAUCUUUGAAUUGAAGGGUUAUCCGCUA
Molecule: messenger RNA, 1417 nt
Organism: Coccidioides immitis RS
Lineage: Eukaryota; Fungi; Ascomycota; Eurotiomycetes; Onygenales; Onygenaceae
Product: ER-associated proteolytic system protein Der1
Exons: 2
Coding region: 123-881 (252 amino acids)
Biological process (GO): endoplasmic reticulum unfolded protein response
Cellular component (GO): endoplasmic reticulum membrane; Hrd1p ubiquitin ligase ERAD-L complex
Molecular function (GO): misfolded protein binding; ubiquitin-specific protease binding
Source: RefSeq, a predicted model, not a curated record